AUGUGUGCGGAGGCGAUAGUGGAGGGAUCGGAGAACGGUAGGAGGAUGGUGGAUGAGGGUGAUCUGAGGAGUUAUCUGAAGAAAUGGGACAAAACAUAUUGGUCGACGUAUAAGGUGCUGGAUGUGUUGCAGAAGGUGUUUUACAGGUCAAAUCCGGCGAAGGAGGCGUUUGUGGAGAUGUGUAGCAAUGAGUAUGUUCAAAAGAUGACUUUCGACAGUUAUUUGUACAAGAAGGUGGCGCCGGGGAAUCCAUUGGAGGACUUGAAGCUCGCCGUGAACACGAUUGGGAGUCUGGUUAGGGCCCAUGCGCUUAACAAUGAGAUGACUCCAUUGGUGGGCUACUAUUUGGUUCCGGUGGAUUUUCAUUAUGACAAUGUCAACAUAAAGAAGCAUUCACAUUGCCUUAAGAACAGGAUUGUUGGUAUGAUUGUGGAGAAGAGUGAAGGAAGGAGAAAACAUAUUUAGGACUUUUAAAAAAAAAAAGAAUGCUCCUUUAGUUCGUCCUUUGACAUACAUUCUUUUCAUUCUAGCGAGAAGGAAUAUAAUUUUUAAAGAGUAACGAUCGAUUUUUCAUAAUUGUGCUUGUAGUGUAUCCUUUUCAAGUAUUCAUUCGCUUUUUUUUUUUUAUUAUUUUUGAUGUAAAUGCUACGAGAACUGUGUUUUGUAAUCGAUUUGGGAUUCUUGAUUCUUGG
Messenger RNA from Lactuca saligna, 692 nucleotides. The record is from the annotation of a GenBank genome assembly. NCBI's taxonomy places the organism in Eukaryota, Viridiplantae, Streptophyta, Magnoliopsida, Asterales, Asteraceae.